AUGCCAACACUCGAUGUUCCCAGUGUGGCUCAACUCGUGACCUUCAGCGUGCUGUGUCUCUAUCACAUGCGGCGUUGGAGUAAUAUCAUCGUGCUGUGUCGCGGCUUCAACGAUGCCACGUGCUCGGUCUAUGCCACCACUUUCCUGCCAUUGAUGAUUGGCGCCAGCUGCCUAGCCGUGCCACAGGGGGAAUUUCUGGGGGUUGGUUGGACAGGUGCUAAGUUAAAGUUGUGGUUUAACCAUGUUUAA
Cladocopium goreaui is the source of this 249-nucleotide messenger RNA. NCBI's taxonomy places the organism in Eukaryota, Dinophyceae, Suessiales, Symbiodiniaceae. The record is from the annotation of a GenBank genome assembly.